AUGUCUAAAUAAACUAAAUAGGAGAAAGAGAAGGAUGAGAAAGAUAAAAGAAUAGCAGUCGCCAUCAACUUCAUAAAUACACCAAAUCUACAGAAUGUACCUAGGUCUGAAUUAGAAAAAUUUCUUAAGAAAAAAGGCUUGAGUGAUUCAGAAAUUACGGAGGCUUUUGAUAAGGCUAAAUAAUAAAAGGAGGAACUUAAGGCAAAGGAAGACGAGAAAGAAAAAGAUUUAGUUUCUAAAUUACAGCAAUAUGGGGGAAUUCCUUAAUAAAAUCAGGCAUCCGAAAAAUUCAUCAAUCCUUAAGAAUUAAAAGACUUUGUUGACAAAGCAAAAAUAUCCAAUUUGAUAUCAAUAAGAAAUAGAGGAGUCACAACUAUUUAUGAAUAGAUUCUUGGUUUAAAUAAUCUACAAAUUCUGAUUAUUUCGAAUAACAAAAUUUAAAUAAUACCAUAAAGCAUUAAAAACCUAACUAAUCUGAAAGUAUUUCAUGCAUCAUGUUGUAAUUUAUAAGAUCACAAUAUUGAAAAUGAAUUCUUUGAACUAACUUCAUUGCAAGAAUUAAAUAUGGCUAAGAAUUAAUUAUCAAAUAUUGAUAGAUUUACAUCUUUAACUGAGUUAGUGUUGUUAGAUUUAUCAAACAAUGAAAUAUUCAGAAUCCCAUAAAAUGUAGAUAAUUUAAAAAAGCUAAAAUUGUUAAGUUUAAGAGACAAUCAUUUGACAUAUCUCCCAGUACAAUUAAAACAAUUGAAUGCCCUAAAAAAGUUAUAUUUAGAUCAAAAUGCUCUUGAAGAUCCACAUAGGGUGCUUAAACAAAAUAAUCCUGAGCUAAUAUUCUAAUAAGGAAUAUUUGAGGAAUAACAUUAAUGA
Paramecium tetraurelia is the source of this 867-nucleotide messenger RNA. RefSeq lists its product as uncharacterized. Lineage: Eukaryota; Ciliophora; Oligohymenophorea; Peniculida; Parameciidae. Gene Ontology annotation, molecular function: protein binding. The record is from RefSeq and is a predicted model, not a curated record. The transcript is spliced from 2 exons.